This is a messenger RNA of Anthostomella pinea, 1761 nucleotides long. The record is from the annotation of a GenBank genome assembly. Lineage: Eukaryota; Fungi; Ascomycota; Sordariomycetes; Xylariales; Xylariaceae.
AUGGCCACCAAUAUUGGUUCCCCCAAGCGGCAGAUCACACCCGUUCCCGUGCCUGUUCUCCCAAUACCAUUACCCUCUGCUCUUCCGCAAAAGCGAGCUCUCGAGGACGACCAUGCACCCCCAGUUUCCUCGCCUCUCAACCCCAACCCGGACCCGAAACUAAGCAAAACACAGUCGCAUGACGAUAUAGCAGCCAUGGCCCGCGAAACCAAACCUGCGCGGACCAAGAAGGAAACGCUCAAGAAGCGCGAGUCCAAGGGCGGCGGACUCGGCGCAGACAGCUCGAGGGCCACGCCAGAUCCCAAGGCCAAGGACCUGCCGCCGAACGAGUCUUCGCCGUUGCGAUAUAAGUUAGCGCCCCCGAAACCCUCAGACUUCGAGCCCGCUCGGGCUCCUCUCUUCGCCCAUCACCACAACGUCCCCGCCCUCGACGGUUCCACCAUUGAGUUCCUCGAGACCUCCGAACAUGUCUACAACAAGAAGAACUACCACUACCUCCAUUGCAUAGCCGACCCCGGUUUCCCUUCCUCCUUCUACUACCGCCAGACCGAACCUGAACCCCACGGUGCUCACAUCAGCUUCGAAGAUGCCUCCACACACAUGUACCUGGACCAGUCAGGCCGACACAUCACGACGGACAAGGGCUUCCGGAUGGCAAGAGCGAACGUUGCGGUGCGCCAGGGCACAUGGUAUUGGGAAUGCAAAAUCACUAGAGGAACAAUCAAUACCGCGGAUGGUAGCAAGGGCGAGGCGCACGGCCACGUGCGCAUGGGCUUCGCAAGACGAGAGGCCUCACUAGAUGCGCCAGUCGGGUUCGAUGCCUACAGCUAUGGUAUCCGAGACGUGGAAGGCCAGAAGGUGCACAUGUCCCGACCCAAGGACUUCUUCCCCGCCGGUGAGGAUAUCAAGGAAGGCGACGUCAUCGGGCUCGAGAUCCGACUGCCGUCAGAACAGCUACACCGGAAGGUAGUCCAGGGCCAAUACAACCCGGCCGUGGACCUCCUCGACGACGAAGAACCGAGCGCGGAGGCAGCCAACAUCGUGCGCGACCGGAUACCCAUCCGGUUCAAGGCGCACAUCUACUUCGAGAAGAUCGACUACCACACGACGAAGGAGCUGGAGGACCUGAUGAACCCGUCGCCCGUGGGCGCGUCGGGGACUGCCGGCAGUAGGCCUGGCGAUAGACCCAACCCGAACCACAAGGAACCUGCCCUUCGGACCCUGCCCAACUCCUACAUCAAGGUCUACAAGAAUGGCGUGCUGAUGGGCACGCCCUUCACGGACCUGCUCGCCUUCCUCCCGCCCGCCUCGAAACCUCAGGUCCAGGUCGGUGCGCGGGAGGGCAUGGACGACGGCAUGCUCGGCUACUACCCUGCGAUCAGCUUAUUCCGCGGCGGCGCGGCCGAGGUCAACUUCGGCCCGCGCUUCUGGUGCCCACCGCCGGGGUUCGCAGCGGCGGACGGCGACGACGUCGACAUGGUGGACGCGGCCCAGGAUCCGGACCCGGACACCGUCAUGGUCGGGCAGCAGAGCAGCAACCAAGCCGCGCAGAAGCUGGAUAAGGUCCGGCCGCUGGCAGAGCGCUACGACGAGCAGAUCGUCGAGGACGUCGUCGCGGACAUCGUCGACGAGGUCGACUUCUGGAUGCAGGACGGCGCGCGCGUCAUCGACCGCACGGGCGGGCGCGACGGGAAGGCCGAGACGUUGGUGGGGAUUGCGCCCGGCAGGGAGGAGAUCAAGGAGAUUGUGCAGGAUGACUAG